Kogia breviceps (pygmy sperm whale) is the source of this 3565-nucleotide messenger RNA. RefSeq names its product homeobox A3 (gene HOXA3). Gene Ontology annotation, molecular function: DNA-binding transcription factor activity, RNA polymerase II-specific; RNA polymerase II cis-regulatory region sequence-specific DNA binding. Gene Ontology annotation, cellular component: nucleus. Gene Ontology annotation, biological process: embryonic skeletal system morphogenesis; anterior/posterior pattern specification; regulation of transcription by RNA polymerase II. Lineage: Eukaryota; Metazoa; Chordata; Mammalia; Artiodactyla; Physeteridae. The record is from RefSeq and is a predicted model, not a curated record.
CCCCUGUCAGAGUGUGCGAUCAAGAUCGUGAAACAACGCGAUGCAAAAAGCGACCUACUACGACAGCUCGGCGAUCUACGGUGGCUACCCUUACCAGGCAGCCAACGGGUUCGGUUAUAAUGCCAGUCAGCAGCCGUACCCGGCGUCCGCAGCACUGGGUGCCGACGGCGAGUACCACAGACCCGCCUGUUCGCUCCAGUCGCCCGCAAAUGCCGGGGGCCACCCCAAGGCGCACGAGCUGAGCGAGGCGUGUCUGCGCACCCUGAGCGGUCCGCCCAGCCAGCCACCGGGCCUGGGCGAGCUGCCCCUGGCCCCGCCGCCGCCGCCUCAGGCCGCGCCCCCUGCCCCACCGCAGCCGCAACCCCCGCCGCAGCCCCCUGCGCCUGCCCCUGCCGCGCCCCCGCCCCCCUCGUCAGUCUCCCCCCCUCAAAAUGGCAGCAGCAACCCCACCCCCGCCAGCGCAGCCAAGAGCCCCCUACUCAACUCGCCCACCGUGGCCAAACAAAUCUUCCCCUGGAUGAAAGAGUCUCGGCAAAACACAAAGCAGAAAACCAGCGGCUCCAGCUCAGGGGAGAGCUGUGCAGGUGACAAGAGCCCACCUGGGCAGGCGUCGUCCAAGAGGGCGCGCACGGCCUACACGAGUGCUCAGCUGGUGGAGCUAGAGAAGGAAUUUCACUUCAACCGCUACCUGUGCCGGCCGCGCCGGGUGGAGAUGGCCAACCUGCUGAACCUCACUGAGCGCCAGAUCAAGAUCUGGUUCCAGAAUCGCCGCAUGAAGUACAAGAAGGAUCAGAAGGGCAAGGGCAUGCUGACAUCAUCAGGGGGCCAGUCCCCAAGUCGCAGUCCCGUGCCGCCCGGCGCUGGCGGUUAUCUUAACUCUAUGCAUUCGCUGGUUAACAGCGUCCCGUACGAGCCCCAGUCGCCCUCGCCUUUCUCCAAGCCCCCCCAGGGUGCCUACGGGCUGCCCCCCGCCUCCUAUCCCGCACCCCUGCCCAGCUGCGCGCCCCCGCCGCCCCCGCAGAAGCGCUACCCCGCGACAGGGGCGGGCGCGGGGGGCACACCCAACUAUGAUCCGCACGCGCAUGGCCUGCAGGGCAACGGCAGCUAUGGGACUCCACACUUACAGGGAAGCCCCGUCUUCGUUGGGGGCAGCUAUGUGGAGCCCAUGAGCAACUCUGGCCCGCCCCUCUUUGGCCUAACUCACCUCCCCCACGCCGCCUCGGCUGCCAUGGACUACGGGGGUGCUGGGCCGCUGGGCAGUGGCCACCAUCAUGGGCCCGGGCCGGGGGAGCCGCACCCCACCUACACGGACCUUACCGCCCACCAUCCUUCUCAGGGAAGAAUUCAGGAAGCCCCCAAGCUCACCCAUCUGUGAUGGUGGGCUCGGGGCUGCGCGCCAGGAGAGUCCCCACCCCACCCCCGCUACCUACCUUUCUUCUUCGUUUGCUUUUUUUGUUUUGUUUGUUUAAGGUUCUUCCCGCCCCUCCCUUUUCUCUCUCCUCCGCCCCCAAUCUCCCCCCCCGUUUUGUUUUCUUUGGUAACAUGUUUUUAUAGUUUAUGUGACGUAGCAAUCUUGGUUGCUGGAAUGGCUGUCAGUAUCAGUAGCGAUAUUUAUCUCCUCCCGCCCCUCGCUCGGCCGCUGGCCCUGCACCUUUACCUUCUCUACUCUUUGAUCAGAAACAGGGUAUAUGAACAAAUUUUCUAGCCAAGUUCUUUGAUGUGAAUUUGUUCGUACAUUAUGGCUCCCGAGGGGAAGCGAUUACUUUUUUUUUUAGUUUUUAGUAUUUUUUUUAAUUGCACUUCUUGUAAAGAGCGAGAAAAAAAUCAAAGGCGCUUUGAAACAGGGGCUCCCUGUGCAAGGAUGACUAAGUGUACGUCUUUCCGUGUGUGUAUGCUGGUGAACAGUCAGAUUUAUUUAUAUUUUUUUUGCAAGCAUUGAAUAAGUUUUAAAUAUUAUUUAUCCCCAUCCGUUCGUAUUUAUAUUAAAGAAAUUCUGUACCCUGAUUGUUCAGAAGGUUUCUUGGGCCUUUUGUUCAAUGGUGUAUUGGCGUACGUUGAAAAAAUUUUAUUCGAAAGGGAAAUAGAAUUCCUUUAUAAAAACAGUAACGAUGCAAUAAUACCAGAGAGGAUCCAGCUUCUGAAAACAGUGAUUUAGGUUUGUAACAUCAAGCGAAACUGAAAAAAAAAAUAUGUAAACGCGAAAAACGCUAGGUUUGUUUUGAGAGUUCUACAUUCCUUGCUGCUCACGUUCUGAGAAACAAAACAAAAAAAUAAAAUAAAGUUUCUAUUCUGAAUAAUAUCCGUGUUCAGAAGGGAUUCUUUGGCCGAAGAUAAGGGUCUGCGUGGAGUCCAGGCAGAGGCUAACUGGCGGAGCAGGCCGCGGCAGCCCUCCAGCUCCGGCUUGAGGCCUGGCCAGGCGGCUCGCCCAGGAGCGCGGCGAAUCCUCGGGAAGGCAGCCGGAGCUUCUCGCGGCCGCAGUUCUGGAAACGCUGAGCUGCCUGCCCGCUGGGCUGCCCGGUCCCCAGCUGCCACCGAGGCCGGCCGCGCGCGCAGGGGCUGCGGAGUGCUGAGUGCGGGAGGAACAAAGGCAGCCCGGCUGAGGCACGGUGGGGGGCGCACAGGUGCCCGGGCAGCUCCGCUGGGGGAUAAGGUAGGGCUAUCUUCUGCUCCACCAUCUUCCUCCGGUCAAAGCGGACCAGCCAAAGCCUUAACCCGGGGAAUCGCCGGCGGCGCGGAGGAUGCCGAGCACUUUCUAGGAGCAACUGGCCUCUCCGCGGAUGCUUCGCUGUCCCUUAUCGCGCCCGGAGGAAAGAAUCACUCCUAAAAUCGCCACUGGGAGCGGGGCGGCUCGGAAGAGACUGAGGCUCACCCAGGUCUCCAGCAAAAGAAGGGCUGAACUCCAAGGAGCCUCCCCGAGUCCUUCCAUGGACUGCUUGAGUCCCAGCAUUGGCUUCUUCCCGGAAAAUAGGAUUUGGCAUACUCUGGAUUUAUUUCCUCUCCUUCUUCCCUCCCUGCUUUCCUUUUAUGGCCCCAGGGGGAGGGGGAGAGAGAAAGGAGAUUGGUAUCUUUCUAAUAAAAAUGCAGUUUUACAAGUACUUCUUUUAUUUGAUGCUACAGGAGCUAAACAUUACAUUCCUACUGCUGGAUUUAAGAUAGAGCUGCCUACUGACUGGCUGGCAGAGGCAAAGGCAGGCACAGGAAAGGGAAAUAUUUUCAUCUUCAGAUUAAAGAAUUGCUCGGAGAAGAAACCAAAAUCCGAAAGCGCAAACCUCAGAACUACAUCCCCAUCAGCAGCCCCCCUCUCAAAGCUGGAAGUGAGGAACCACCUGUGUCUGGGGAUCAGGAGCAUCUGAUGUGAGAAAUAAAUCCCCCAUCUCCCUGGAUUGUAUCCUUUCGGAGGCAGAGAUGGGAAAUGUCGCCAUUUUGUUUGCAAUCCAAAAUAUACAUAAUCAUGGCCUCUAUCUUUCCCCUGAGAAGCUCCUGAAGAUGAGCUUUAAAAACAGGCAGUGGAGCCAUUUUGGGGGUACCUACUGGGCGUGAAGGAGCUGCUUUUAGAGAAACUCCU